GGCGGCCGUGUGAGCCUGGCGGGCGGGCGGGCGCGUAGCGUUGCAGACAGCGGCGGGCAGCAGCGGGCAGCUGCGGGCCGCGGUGGCACAGCCCGUGGGCGCGGCAGCGGGGACAGGCGGGGCGGCGGCAGAGCCUGAAAGAUGACCACAGCAGCAAGGCCAACGUUUGAGCCUGCGAGAGGUGGGAGAGGAAAAGGAGAAGGGGAUCUGAGCCAACUCUCGAAGCAGUAUUCAAGUAGAGACCUUCCUUCUCAUACCAAGAUCAAAUACAGACAAACCACUCAGGAUGCCCCUGAAGAGGUUCGGAACCGCGACUUCCGGAGAGAGCUGGAGGAGAGAGAGCGAGCUGCCGCCAGGGAGAAAAACAGAGAUCGUCCGACCCGGGAACAUACAACCUCCUCUUCCGUGUCAAAGAAGCCCCGGUUAGAUCAGAUUCCCGCCGCCAACCUCGAUGCCGACGACCCGCUCACAGACGAAGAAGAUGAAGAUGAAGAUUUUGAAGAGGAGAGUGAUGAUGAUGACACAGCAGCUCUCCUUGCAGAGCUGGAGAAGAUCAAGAAGGAAAGAGCUGAGGAGCAGGCCAGGAAGGAGCAAGAACAGAAGGCUGAGGAAGAAAGGAUUCGUAUGGAAAAUAUUCUCAGCGGCAACCCGCUCCUCAAUCUCACUGGCCCAUCCCAGCCUCAGGCUAACUUCAAGGUUAAAAGAAGGUGGGACGAUGACGUGGUUUUCAAGAACUGUGCAAAGGGCGUGGAUGACCAGAAGAAAGACAAAAGGUUUGUCAAUGACACGUUGCGCUCUGAGUUCCACAAAAAAUUCAUGGAGAAGUACAUUAAAUAAUACAGUCCCAUGUGCUCCAAAAGUUCAUGGAAAAGUACGUUAAAUAGUGCAGUUCUACGUACUCUAAAAGUUCAUGGAGAUAGCGCAGUCCCAUGUGCUCCAUCAGAGGCUGUAAACUGGGGUGACUGCUCUGACCUGGUUUGGAUCAGUGUCUCCCUCGUCUAGACUGAGUAGACUGUCCUGGGUUUCAAGUCCCGUGAUGCAUUUUUCCUUUAUUGCUGUUUAUGGGAGUGUCAUGUUUUGUUUCGAGUGUGGAAAGGGAAUCUGCUUGUAAUAAACUUGUGUCGUGAUCUGA
Sorex fumeus (smoky shrew) is the source of this 1132-nucleotide messenger RNA. RefSeq names its product CWC15 spliceosome associated protein homolog (gene CWC15). Gene Ontology annotation, molecular function: RNA binding. The transcript is spliced from 7 exons. Bases 142 to 837 code for a protein of 231 amino acids. Gene Ontology annotation, biological process: mRNA cis splicing, via spliceosome. Gene Ontology annotation, cellular component: catalytic step 2 spliceosome. Lineage: Eukaryota; Metazoa; Chordata; Mammalia; Eulipotyphla; Soricidae. The record is from RefSeq and is a predicted model, not a curated record.